Mollisia scopiformis is the source of this 738-nucleotide messenger RNA. RefSeq lists its product as uncharacterized. The record is from RefSeq and is a predicted model, not a curated record. Gene Ontology annotation, molecular function: protein binding. The transcript has 3 exons. Bases 217 to 738 code for a protein of 173 amino acids. Lineage: Eukaryota; Fungi; Ascomycota; Leotiomycetes; Helotiales; Mollisiaceae.
CUGCGAGUGCAUCAGGAGUCAAACUGAAGUAUUUCGAUAUCAGAUGUCCCCGCUCGAGUUAUUGUUUUGUCAUAUUUGGUGUGUUCAUAUUCUGUAGUGUUGUAUCGUGAUUGCAAUUCUCUCUUGAUAGCUCAUAUAUGAACGGUGACGAUGGAUUUAUCUUUUUUGUUCUUGUUGUCGUGAUCAACUUGCAAGUGAGACUCGACGGUAUUCACAAUGACUUCCCAAUUCUCGGAUGGCGAUGCUACGAACUCAAUACUCCGACCUCGGCACAGAUCUAUUGAGGGUCAUACUACCUUUUCUUCCCCAUCAACCAUGAUCAAGUUUUUCAUCAGUGAUGAAAACAACACCGUUGAGUUCAUAGUACACAAAGAGACAGCUUGUAAUAUCAGUCCAGCUUUCAAUGCAGCUUUUAACGGCCAAAUGCUCGAGGGUCAGAUCCAGCAAUAUUUUAUUGAUGACACAACCGUUCGAGCGUUCCGUCUACUAACGCAAUACAUGUACUCGCACAAGAUUAGAAACGUUCAGUUGGGUAGCGAGUGGCACAACACCGUCGAGUGGUGGGAAGAGCAUAAAGAUAUUGCUUAUGAUGAGAAUAUGAGCCUCGCAAGACCAUUCCUUCCAGUCGAACUCUGGGUGCUCGCUGACAAAUAUCAAAUCCCCAAGCUGCAAAACCUCGCAAUGACUGCUCUGCUCGACGUCCAGUAUCAGAACUUGACGGUUACCCCUAGAUCCUGA